Molecule: messenger RNA, 240 nt
Organism: Brugia pahangi
Lineage: Eukaryota; Metazoa; Nematoda; Chromadorea; Rhabditida; Onchocercidae
Source: the annotation of a GenBank genome assembly
AUGCGAAUAGACGCAUCUGAAAUGCGAAUAGACGCAUCUGAAAUGCGAAUAGACGCAUCUGAAAUGCGACUGGACGCAUCUAAAAUGCGAAUAGACGCAUCUAAAAUGCGAAUAGACGCAUCUGAAAUGCGAAUAGACGCAUCUGAAAUGCGAAUAGACGCAUCUGAAAUGCGAAUAGACGCAUCUGAAAUGCGAAUAGACGCAUCUGAAAUCGUAAUUACGCAUUCUCUGCUAUCGUAG